AAGAACCUUGCCCUCCCUCCUACAAAUUGGAGCGAGACAUUUUUAUUGGCGUAGUCGGCAGGAUGCCCGCCGUGAGAGUGUUGUCCUUCCAAAAACUCCAAAAUUUUCUGUAUGUACCUCCUGGAGUAGCAAGGACCGAUAAUUUUGGUAACUUAGAUGUGAGCACCUCUCCAGGAAAACCGCUCCAUAUUCUGAAACUUUACUGCUUAUGUGUUUACCUCUCGGGGACGUAUGAAUUAAUUUUGACUAUUUGCUCUUGUUUUAUACGUGUGUGCCUCCUCGGGAAGACUAUUUCGCAUUUUGUGGUUUAAGUAACUUGUAACGUAUUUUGGAAUUUGAAAGUUUUGUGUGUGCGCCUCUUGGGGAAGUGAGGAAGUAAUUUUUUGACGUUUGUGCUUCUCCAAGAAGUUUAUUCCUUUCUGAGAAACCUAGAAGUGUUUUGUAACUUGUGUGGCUUUAAGCUUGAAGUUUUCUGGCCUGACAGGGUAGCCAGGAGCGAUUUAGGUGUUUACACUUUCUUUGUAAGUGUUGAUUGGGCUUCUUGGUCUUUUGUGAAAGGGAGGAAUGAUUGUAGCAUUUGCAUUUGUUUGAUAGGUGUGUGCUUCCCUGGGGAAGGGUAAGGAGUUAAGUGUACCUUUUCUUCCCUUAGUGUGUAUCUUUUAGGGUAUUGAGAAAUGAGUGAAAUUAUUGCCACUAUGAAAAGUGAAAAUGUGCUAUUUGACCUUUUAGAAAAGCAUGGUGCUCGGCCCUCUUUAUCAGGGGUGGAUUGGGCACGACAAAACUGGUAUAACUUGCAGAGUGUUUCCGACCGCAUUCGUGUUUUACAAUAUGAGGCUCAUACUCGAGCCGGGAAAGGAAAAUCGUUUAUUUGUGCGGUACUCGGUGCUGCUUUAAAAGCUGCCGUGGAGUUCCGAGAUGAAAAGCAUUCGGCAGAAACCCAAACCAUACAAGCAUUACAGGAAUCAGUUAAAGUAAUGCAAGAAUUGGUAAAAACUCUGCAAAAUCAAAUAGUGAACCUUGAGGAACAAUUACAAAGAGAGCAACAUAAUACAGUUUUGUUGCAAAUGGCUUUUAAGGAACUAUUAACAUAUAAGAAUACUAGCAAUACUGCUGUCCAUAAUUUGCCUCAAGAAAAAACUUUUCCUCAGAAGGAACUACAAGGAAUAAAGGAAGGGCUUGGCAAAUUAGAGGACUCGCCAGCCCAAUUGCGUCCUUUGAUAAAAACUGAAUAUACAUUUGAUAACAGUGAGGAUCUGGACCCUCAAAUGAAUGUUAAAGAAAUUCCCUUUUCUGCCACUGAAUUAGCAAAACUGAAAAAAGAUUUUAGCCGCUCUCCAAAGGAAUCGGAAACAGAAUAUGUAUGGAGAGUCAGCUUAACUGGUGGAGACCAAAUUAUGUUAACCGAAAAGGAGGCUGAGGGUUAUUGGGGGCCAGGUGUAUUUUUGACUACUGGUAAUAACCGUGCUCCCUGGUCCCUAACACAAAGGGCUGCCUAUUGGGCAGGUGGUCUUAACCCUUUAGAAAGGGGAGACCCUCUUGCUGUUAAUGGGACAGCUGAUCAAUUAGUGGAAAGUGUUCAAAAAGCUGCUUGUCUGCAAAUGAUGUAUAAUAGAAAGCUGCAGACACAUCAUGGAUCACCUAUGAUGAUGCCUGUUGAUCCUGAACGGAUGACUCCUUUAAUCAGGGGGCUUCCAGAAUCACUGAAACCUAUAGGUAUACAACUACAAGGAAAGAUACAAGCUAUGCCUCAGGGAGAAAGAACCCUGGCAGCAUUAGAAGGAACUGGCACCUCAGGCCAUUUGCAGUCAGGAUAUAAAGUAUGGACAUGGGGGGAGGUUGCCCAAGAGUUGAUUAAUUAUGAAAGGAAAUAUGGGCCUGUGGCUUCUUCCAGUAUAUCUGAACCAGAGGAAGUAAGGCUCGCAGCAACCACCCUUGCUCCUAGGUCACCUAGUCCAAAGCUCAGUGGAACUGGAAGGGUCUCACUGCCAGUAAGAACGGGUAGGCGAAAUAUUGAUCAUAAACGUAAUCGUCUCUGGACACUGGGCUGGCAAAAGGGUGUUCCACGAGACCUGAUGAAUGGAUUACCCACAGUCAGGUUAGAGAAAUUAGUUAAUUUGUGGCCAGAACAAAGCUCAAGAAAAGCUGAUGCAUUCGCCCCCCUCCAGCGCAAGGUAGGCAGGAGGCGGGGGAGGGCAGUGAAGGGUGGAUGUAUUAGAAAGCUUACAACAAAAGGAGAAGAUCCUCGAUUUAACACCUUCUGUCCCAAGGCCUCCCCACUCCUGCCAAUUGCCCCUGUGAGUCACGAUCCAGUUGCUGAUAAGCUAGGGAAACACUUAUCUCUCUGGCCAGCUUGUGUGGACUGACUCAGCUAACAUGAGGCGUUUCCCUAACCUUAAUGAAAUCCCUUAACAAAUAUCCUUAGAAGGCUAAGGACACCCCGAAAAAGGAAUGUAAAAUAUACUCCUCGAUGGAUUGUUCUCUCAUUUUUUAAUUGUAUUAACAAAGCCCCAAAAGGGCAAGUUGUUGUUUUAUUUUUCAGAAGAUCCCCGUGGGACCUUUACUGAACACAGAAUGACUGAUAGCUGACUUUAACCAUUUGUGUUUUGUGACAGAAAAGUUGAAGAUGUGAUCACGCUAGAAUUCUGAAUAUACCUCUUGAUUACAUAUUUUGGUUGCAAUAGUAUUACGUUUUGUUUGUUGUGGUUGUGGACUGUGAUUGAUAUCAGUCCUUGGAUCUGUUAAAACUUCACAAUUUGGUUCAUAGUUUCUUUUUCAGGUCAUUCUGGAUUUCUGGUACUUUCUGCACAGUGAUAACCAUUCCUUCUGAUCCCUUCUUUUACCCCUUUUUUUGUCAAACUGAUUAUGAUUUGCAUGUAACUCCUCCAUAGUGUUUCCAAAUUCCUACAAAUUGGAAAUGAGCCAAGGGACCUAUCUAAUAUCUGUUAGAUGUGGUCACAAAUGAAAUCUAUCAUAAAAACUUUGCACUGAUGUUUUGCAGUGUCACAUAAGUCCAGGAGUUCCAUACAAAACAUGGUUGUUGAAAAUGUCUAAGUUUUGAUAAGAGAUGUGUAUGUUUCUGGGAUUAUCCCUCUUAUGGUUUAUACUGUGGGGUAUCCUACACACACACUGUCCUGUGAAAAGUUCAGUAGACUAUAACAGUACUUUAACUUGCCAAACUAGCAUUUAUAUCUCUCAGCAAUUGAACUGCUUUGGAAAUGCUCAAGUG
Molecule: messenger RNA, 3226 nt
Organism: Coturnix japonica (Japanese quail)
Lineage: Eukaryota; Metazoa; Chordata; Aves; Galliformes; Phasianidae
Source: RefSeq, a predicted model, not a curated record